Echinococcus granulosus is the source of this 2790-nucleotide messenger RNA. Its product is annotated as Transcription elongation regulator. Gene Ontology annotation, cellular component: nucleus. The transcript is spliced from 11 exons. NCBI's taxonomy places the organism in Eukaryota, Metazoa, Platyhelminthes, Cestoda, Cyclophyllidea, Taeniidae. Bases 1 to 2790 code for a protein of 929 amino acids. The record is from RefSeq and is a predicted model, not a curated record. Gene Ontology annotation, molecular function: transcription coregulator activity; RNA polymerase binding.
AUGUCCGAUGAAGGUGUUGUUCCCGGGGAGGUUGUUGAGCGUGUUAAUGAGGAGGAUGAGCCACAGAGUCCUCAGUCGAAGCAGUCAAUGCCGAUAUUCAGUCCCGCUCAGAGCGUUCACCGGCCUGGUAUGCCCCAGUCAUUUCGUCUUGGCAUGAGGCCACCCAUCAUGCCACCGAUGGGCUGUCGUGGUCCGGUGAUACGAGGGCCGCGUCCCAUGGGCAUGAGAGUUGGCCCACUUGGUAUGCGGCCCCCUGGAAUGCCAGGGUACAGGGGUCCACCUAGGCCUUUUGAUGGGCCACCGCGACCUUUUGACAUUUCACAUAGAGGGCCUCCUAGGUACCCUCCACAGCGUUUUCCGAUUAGAAUGAGUGAAGGUGACCCUAGUGGUGAGAAUAUGGAUGGCUACUAUGAUCAGGAAUGUUUUCCGGAAGAUUUUCAACAAAUGCCGCCGGGCAUCCGUCCUCGUGUUCCACCACCUCCAAGGGGCUUUGGGCCACCACCUGGACCAUUCCUGGGUGGUCCUCCGUGCCCAAGACCGAUGAUGAACGGAGGUCCGAAUGUGCCCGAAAUGGGACCACCGGGUUAUGGUCCGCCAAGAGCAGGCUAUAUGGCGCCCCCCAGAAGUGUUCCUCCCCCUGGAGGCACUUAUCCGCCGGGAUCGCCCAAUGGGCAAGGCGUUCCACCGUAUGAUGGUCAAUCGGGAGCGCCACCACCGACUGGUGCACCUUCGCAUCAGUAUGGAAUGCCAUCACAGUCUAGUGUUUCAGCAGGCGGCGACAUGUCACAGCCAGCGCAAGAAGUUGAUGCUUCUUCUAGCGGUAUGCCACAAACUGGUGGACCGCUUUUACCAUCUGGACCGUCUGACGGCGACGUAUCAUCUACCAUUCAUUCUGGGCAAAUGCCACCUAGUUCCAUGCCACCAUACCCAAUUCCGCCCUAUGGCACCUCACAAGGCGUUUAUCAACCGGGAGUGUCGUCAUUGCCGAGCGGGCCGCCGGGAUCCUUCAUGCCAAUGGCUUUUCCACCAUCAGCAGUUCCACCUAUGAUGCACGCUGGGCCCAUGGGGAUGUACAACAUGCCACCACCUUCACAGCGUGGGAUGCCGCCGAGCAACUUCCCUGGUGUACCACCCCUACCUGGACAGCCACCAGUACAGUCUUUGGGAGCCUCAGCUCCAUCUUCCAAUUCCAAGGAGGAAAUAUGGAUUGAAAAUGUCGCUGCGGAUGGCAAGGUCUACUACUACAAUAUGCACAGCCGCGAAACGCGAUGGGAUCGUCCUGACAGUGUUACUAUAAUCAGGCAAGGUGAUGUUGAAAAACCAGGAAAUGUUCCUUCAUCACAAGCUCCUGCUGUUAGUCAACCCUCGAGCAUUCCAAUCCAAGCGAAUCCGCUACCUGUGAAGCCGCCUGAUGUUGCUGCAUGGACUGAGUACCAGAGUGGUGAUGGCAAAUCCUACUUCCACAACAGUCAAACAGGUCAAACAACAUGGGAGAAGCCGCAGGUUCUCAUCGAUUGGGAAGGUGCGGGUGGAUCCAAAGAUAUGGGUGACCCGCAGUCGAAGACAUCGGUUGCGCCGGCACCGUCCACAAACUCGCAAGACAAGCUCCACUCCGGUUCAAAUGACAUCUCCACGGACUCUAAGCCUUCCCAGAGUCAGCAAUCAUCGGUCGUUGAAAGGAAACCUGAGAGUUCAUCUCGACAGCCGACUGUGGAGCAUCAGCUUGAACCCGAAAAGGAAAAGGAAGCAGAGCAAAAGGAUACUAGCCGACCUAUAUCCAGUACAGCUGUUACCGGAACGCCAUGGUGUGUGGUCUGGACUGGCGAUGGUCGGGUCUUCUUUUUCAAUCCUAGUAAACGCAUUAGUGUUUGGGAAACGCCCGAGGAGCUGAAGGGUCGUGCGGAUGUUGAGCGUUUGCUUGAGAAGCCGCCUAAUGAGGAAAAGGAUUCUAUUGAUGUCGACAACGAGAGAUCCGGGACACCAGCGCCACAGGAUCCUCCAAUCAAAAAGGCACGGUUAGAGGAGGCAACGACGAGGCGCCAAGUGGAAGCUCAGGACGUAACUUCGAGGACUGAAAUGAUGGUGGUGGACGAGGGAGCGAAGCAACACAUUGGUGAACUGGCUACGAUAGACACGGCGAAGGAGGCAUUUGAACGGGCCGCAAAGGAUCAAGCUAGCCUACCGCUUGAAGUCCGCCUUCAGCAAUUUCGACAGAUGUUAAUUGAUAAGCAGGUAUCGGCUUUCUCCACCUGGGACAAGGAAUUGCAUAAGAUUGUAUUCGAUCAGAGGUACCUCUUGCUCACUUGUGAAGAAAGAAAGCAGGCGUUCGAGGCAUAUGUAAGGGAGCGAGCAGAGGAAGAGCGACGUGAAAAGAAAAAUAAAAUGCGGGAAAAGAAGGAGGGGUUUAAUGAGCUUCUCACAGGAGCCAAUCUUAACCCAAAGUCUUCAUUCUCGGAUUUCGCUUCAAAAUAUGGUCGAGAUGAAAGAUUUAAAGGUAUAGAAAAGUCUCGCGAGCGGGAGUCCCUCUUCCAAGCUUUUCUUUCGGAUUUGCGUCGUCGGGAAAAGGAAAAGUCGAGUCAGAAAGACAAAACCACUCAGGACAGAUUUCUUAUCUAUAUGCCGGUCGCCAAGGGAUUUUGUACAAUCAUCGUACAAACCGGAAAGACCGUGAAGGCUGAAUUUGGUCAGGUUUGUUUUGCUUCACAACCAAACUAUCUGUGUGCUUGUGAGGUUCGCGAAAAUUGUGGUGGCGUUUUCACAGGUGAUAUCUUCGAUUCCUGCACGUUGUAG